AUGUCAGACACUCAAGAAGCAGUGAAACAUAACAGUAGUGCCGGGUUUUCAAGACUUUUAGUGAUAUGGGGAAUAACUUUGGUUCUCGUCGCAGUUGGUCUCGGUGCGACAUUAUAUCUGAUUGAAAAGUCAAAGCAAUCGGUGGUUCCGACAGCACCACCACCAUUACCCAUCGCUGCUAACCCGUCAGACAUACCACCCCCACCGCAAGAGGUCAACCUAUUUCUUCUCAACACUACUGCGCUGACGCUUGUCCCGGUUAAAACCGAACGACGACUCCACGCUGAACUUACCAAACGUUUGAGUCAAAUAGUCACAGCACUCAUUCAGGAGACACCACCCAACUUUAGAAACACGAUUCCGCGUGGAACAGUCCUGAACGAAGCCUACAUCGAUAGCCAACAAACCGCAUACUUGGACUUUUCAAGCCAUCUCACCGAUGGACAUAUCGGUGGGACAACAGCAGAACUUUUGACCAUUACGGCAAUUCUCAAAACCGUUUUCGACGCAUUUCCUGAUGAAAUUGAACAGGUUCAGAUUUUAGUUGAUGGCGAGGAAGUGAAAACGCUCGUGGGACACCUCAACCUUUCACAACCUCUACACCUGUUUGAAUAG
Geodia barretti is the source of this 615-nucleotide messenger RNA. NCBI's taxonomy places the organism in Eukaryota, Metazoa, Porifera, Demospongiae, Tetractinellida, Geodiidae. The record is from the annotation of a GenBank genome assembly.